Molecule: messenger RNA, 2060 nt
Organism: Suricata suricatta (meerkat)
Lineage: Eukaryota; Metazoa; Chordata; Mammalia; Carnivora; Herpestidae
Gene: ABHD12
Product: abhydrolase domain containing 12
Exons: 13
Coding region: 175-1524 (449 amino acids)
Biological process (GO): monoacylglycerol catabolic process; phosphatidylserine catabolic process
Cellular component (GO): endoplasmic reticulum membrane
Molecular function (GO): monoacylglycerol lipase activity; phosphatidylcholine lysophospholipase A1 activity
Source: RefSeq, a predicted model, not a curated record
CGCCGACCUGGUCUCUGGCGCUGGUGGGUACCGUAGGGCGCCGCGGCCUGGGGCUGGGAUGCUAGGGGCUGCGGGCUCCCGGCGGCAGCGGCUCUUGUGAGCUGCAGCGACUGCUGCGCAGGUGGGCAGUGAGGGCAGAGGACGCCGUCGGCGGCCGGCCGUGUCGGCCGCGGGAUGAGGAAGCGGACCGAGCCCGUCGCCUUGGAGCAUGAGCGCUGCGCGGCUUCGGGCUUGUCCUCCGGCUCGGCCGCCGCGGCGCUGGACGUCGACUGCCGCUUGAAGCAGAACCUGCGCCUGGCGGGCAAGGGACCGGCGGAGCCGCGCUGCACCGCAGACGCGGGCAUGAAGCGGGCCCUGGGCAGGAGAAAGAGCCUGUGGUUCCGACUGAGGAAGAUUCUUCUCUGUGUUCUGGGGUUGUAUGUUGCCAUUCCAUUUCUCAUCAAACUAUGUCCUGGAAUACAGGCCAAACUAAUUUUCUUGAAUUUUGUGAGGGUUCCCUAUUUUAUUGACUUGAAAAAACCGCAGGAUCAAGGUUUGAAUCACACAUGUAAUUACUACCUCCAGCCAGAGGAAGACGUGACCAUUGGAGUCUGGCACACUGUCCCUGCUGUCUGGUGGAAGGAUGCCCAAGGAAAGGACCAGAUGUGGUAUGAGGAUGCCUUGGCUUCCAGCCACCCUAUCAUCCUGUACCUGCAUGGAAAUGCAGGUACCAGAGGAGGUGACCACCGAGUGGAGCUUUACAAGGUGCUGAGUUCCCUUGGUUACCAUGUGGUCACCUUUGACUACAGAGGUUGGGGAGACUCAGUAGGAACGCCAUCGGAGCGAGGCAUGACAUAUGACGCACUCUAUGUUUUUGACUGGAUCAAAGCAAGAAGUGGAGACAACCCUGUAUAUAUUUGGGGUCAUUCCCUAGGCACUGGAGUGGCGACAAAUCUGGUGCGGCGCCUCUGUGAGCGAGAGACGCCUCCAGAUGCCCUUAUAUUGGAAUCUCCAUUCACUAAUAUCCGUGAAGAAGCUAAGAGCCAUCCGUUCUCAGUGAUAUAUCGAUACUUCCCUGGGUUUGACUGGUUCUUCCUCGACCCCAUUACAAGCAGUGGAAUUAAAUUUGCAAAUGAUGAAAAUGUGAAGCACAUCUCCUGCUCCCUGCUCAUCCUGCAUGCUGAGGAUGACCCAGUUGUGCCCUUCCAGCUUGGCAGAAAGCUCUACAACAUCGCUGCUCCAUCUCGAAGCUUCCGAGACUUCAAAGUUCAGUUUAUCCCCUUUCACUCAGACCUCGGCUACAGGCACAAGUAUAUCUACAAGAGCCCUGAGCUCCCACGGAUACUGAGCUGCUUCUUGAAGAGAGGUUGUGCUCCUGGCUGCAUGAUGAUGGCCACAGUCUGGGGCCAAGACAUGGGCUUCGGCCACGGACGCCCGUCUUGUGCCUGGGUACGGAACCCAACCCUAAAGGGUGAGGCAGUGGCAAAGGGCAGUAUGGACUGGACAUGGCCUGGCUCUGCCCAGGAGCCUGGGCUUUUGUGCUAGGACCUAUUCUAUGAAUUAGGCAGGUGCUGUUGGGCCUCCCUGCCUCCCACCAAGGCAUAGGCAGCUCCUCACUUCUUGGCCAAGGUGGGGACGGUGUGAGUUCACCUUCCUGGGGCAGCUAAGCAUGGAGGUAUUCAAAUCAGCCAUUUUGAAUUUUAUCCCAUCACACCAGCUCUCAUGUGGCUCCCUUGGCAGUUCCAGAGGCAAAGCUGCAUUUCUUUAGUGGUUUGCCAUUCCUGCGUCACAGACCUGGUUUGCUGAGAGGGGACUGUGAGCUGAGUGUGGGUUUUCCCUAGGGUUGACACUUUCCCUAGCAUAAAAGGAAUAUGAUGCAGAAAAUUUAGCUCAUAGUAUAGCUCAGAGUUUAGAACAAAGAAUAGUAGCCUGUUACCUGGUCUUCUUCCUAUGGGGUUGGGAUUUGACCAGGCCAGUUGCCAUUGGUGCCCUGUUUAACUCAGGCUCUCUGGAGGGCCUUCUCAGAUGGGCCAUUUGAGGACCAUAGGAGGCAGGACAGCUAGUGUGGGCUGCUCAGGGUU